UAUAUUGCGGCUCGUCCCCAGCCAUUGCCCUCCCACGCUCAGGCAUUCUUCCUACUCCUCCAGCUCCUCCCUCGUUCUCCUGUCUCCUUCUACAUCGAGCGCUCUGCAGCCUUGUUGACCUGCUCUGAGACAUCGAAGGGGAUUAGUAAUCGGCAGAUGGAUCCAUGGAUCGGCAGCCAGCCUUCCCUGAGCCUUGACCUUCACGUCGGCCUGCCGCCGCUCAGCCGCCACCAGGCGCCGGUCGCCAUGGCCAAGCCCAAGGUGCUCGUCGAGGAGAACUUCCUGCAGCCUCUCAAGAAAGAACCAGAGGUCGCGGCCCUCGAGACGGAGCUCCAGCGGAUGGGCGAGGAGAACCGGCGCCUGGCCGAGGCGCUCACGGCGGUGGCGGCCAAGUACGAGGCGCUGCGGAGCCAGUACACGGGGAUGGUCGCCGCCGGCGUGACCAACAACCCGUCGUCCACGUCGGAGGGCGGGUCGGUCUCCCCGUCCAGGAAGCGCAAGACGAGCGAGAGCCUCGACACCGCGGCGGCGCCGGGCGCGCAGGCGCAGCACCCGCCGCAGCACGGCCUGCAGCACGGCGGCCAGCAGCAGCCGGGCCUGGCAGACCAGAUGGAGUGCACCUCCGGCGAGCCGUGCAAGCGCAUCCGGGAGGAGUGCAAGCCCAAGGUGUCGAAGCUGUACGUGCACGCGGACCCGUCGGACCUGAGCCUGGUGGUGAAGGACGGCUACCAGUGGCGCAAGUACGGGCAGAAGGUGACCAAGGACAACCCCUGCCCGCGGGCCUACUUCCGGUGCUCCUUCGCGCCGGCGUGCCCCGUCAAGAAGAAGGUGCAGCGGAGCGCCGACGACAAUACCAUCCUCGUGGCCACGUACGAGGGCGAGCACAACCACGGCCAGCCCCCGCCGGCGCCGUCGUCGCAGCAGCAGCCGCACGACGCCAAGAACGCCGCCGCGAAGCCGCCGUCGCCGCCGAGGCCCGCUGCCCCGGCGGCGGCGCCUCAGUCGCCUGACCACCCGCAGCAGCUGCUCCACCACCACCAGCAGAAGCAGCAGCCGCAGCAAGACGCCGUCGCGGCGUCGGAGCUGAUCCGGCGCAACCUGGCGGAGCAGAUGGCCAUGACGCUGACGCGGGACCCAAGCUUCAAGGCGGCCCUCGUCACCGCGCUCUCCGGCCGCAUCCUCGAGCUCUCGCCGACCAAGGAUUAAACUAGCGAAACAAAUUCGCGACACCAUCACAAGAGAUUCUUGGUUGCUCAAAUUUCUUGCAGCCAUGGUGGCCAACUGGGCUUGGCCUCCUCCCCACUGCUGCUGCUGCCGCCGCCGCCUCCGUUCACUCACUGUUCCAGCAAGAAUUGCGAGAACAAUGGACACGGAGGAGGUCUGCAGCUCUGCACGGCGAUCGAAAGACGAGUCUACACCUCGCAUCCGCGCAUGACGCGGACCGGAAGAACAUCAUCACGGCGGGUGAUCCGAUCGGCCGGCGACGGUCGAGCGUCGUAGCAGAUCGAAGUAUAGCACAGGAAACAACACGAAAAAUGUACAAUUCAUUGUAGGCACACAAAAGUGUUCAUCAAUUUUCCCUUGAUCAAUUGAAAUUGACUAUAUUUUUUUCUCCGUU
Setaria italica (foxtail millet) is the source of this 1618-nucleotide messenger RNA. RefSeq names its product WRKY transcription factor WRKY71. Gene Ontology annotation, molecular function: sequence-specific DNA binding; DNA-binding transcription factor activity. Gene Ontology annotation, biological process: regulation of DNA-templated transcription. The transcript is spliced from 2 exons. Lineage: Eukaryota; Viridiplantae; Streptophyta; Magnoliopsida; Poales; Poaceae. The record is from RefSeq and is a predicted model, not a curated record. Bases 157 to 1206 code for a protein of 349 amino acids.